This is a messenger RNA of Zychaea mexicana, 840 nucleotides long. RefSeq lists its product as uncharacterized. Bases 128 to 745 code for a protein of 205 amino acids. The record is from RefSeq and is a predicted model, not a curated record. Lineage: Eukaryota; Fungi; Mucoromycota; Mucoromycetes; Mucorales; Lichtheimiaceae. The transcript is spliced from 4 exons.
AAAGAACACAGACACACAAGAAUUCCACCAACCACAUUUUAUAUAUCACCUCUCUAUCCUAUAACAAAAUACGAAUUAAAGUUUGCUGUACAUCUACGAGUGAACAAGCCAUCGUCUGCUAUAUACCAUGUCGCCACCAUCGCUUCUUCGUGAGGCACAAGGAACGCUCGACGGCAUUCGAGCUACACUGAGUCGCUUACGCAGCAUCGAGCAUGACGUUUUAUGCUUAUACGAACGCUUUACACAAACCAUGGUUGUUUGCAGUGGCCAUCUCGUACAAGCGCUUGUCCAAAUCGAGCCUCAGCAGGCUGAUCUACACCUUCAACAAGUGAUUAAGGUCUUGUUGCAGCAAGAACUCAAGCCGCAACAGUCCACCAUGGGACAGCCAUUGCCGUCGUCUCGGUCGUUCAGCAGCAACAACAACAACGACAACAACAACAAGGCAAGAGUAACACCAACAACAACGACGACAACGGAGAGAAAACACGUUUCUGGUAGUAGUGUGCCCAGCAGGGUGGAAUCGUCGGAACUUUCAUUGCAACAGGCUAUUGACAAGUACCUUCAGCUUGAGCAACAUGUCCGUCAACUGGAAUCCGAGGUGGAGUCACUGCAGCGCUUCCGGGAUGAAAACAUUGUGUGUUUGGCGCGUAUGGCUAUCCAGGAACAAGAACGACAACAGGCUGCUGCUGCUGCUGCUGCUGCUGCGAGUACGCCAAGAAGAAACAAUAAAAGUAGUAGUGAUUAGUUAUGCACAAAAAAAAAGGUGCUGCUGCUGAUGAUGAUGACGAUGGGCCCGUGCGACGUUGAAUAAACAAAAAAAAAACGCGCGCUUAAAAGCGG